AUGCUGCUGUUGUUCUCCUUGCUCGUGGCUCUGGCAGCAUCAGUUGCAGGCAUACAGGGAAGUUCAGAAAACAUUCUCUACAGCAAUCUGCCUGGAACCUCGGAAGGUCUACCUGGUAUUCAUGCCUCCUUUGACUAUGUAGUGGUUGGUGGUGGUACCGCAGGCGUGACGAUCGCAGCGCGCCUAGCUGAGAACAAGUUUCGCGUGGCGCUGAUAGAAGCAGGGGACUUCUAUGAGGUCAAAUAUCCGAUUUCAAAAAUUCCUGGGGCCUGCAGUCUUGGGGUUGGAUCGGACCCAAAGUCGACGUUGCCAGUGGACUGGAAGUUUGUGGCGAAGAGUGUUCCUGGUGCCAACUAUCGUGACAUUCACUAUCCCAGAGGAAAAUGCCUGGGUGGAUCGUCGGCGUUGAACUUUAUGAUAUACCAAAGACCGACUGUCGAUUCGAUGCAGCUCUGGGCUGACCUCAUCCAUGAUCAGAGCUAUACUUUCGACAAAGUCCUUCCUUAUUUCAAGAAAACAGUCCAUUUCACUUCUCCGCGUGACAAGCUUCGUUUUGCCAAUGCCACGGCGCGAUUUAACGAGAAUGCAUUUGACAACAAUGGCCAGCCGCUUCAAGUAUCCUAUCCUAACUAUGCCAUGUCCUUUUCUAGCUGGGUGAAACAAGGAUUGGAGACUAUUGGAAUUAAAGAGACACAAGAUUUCAACAGUGGAUCGUUGAUUGGCUCCCAAUAUUGCGCCUUCACUAUUCGGCCUUCUGAUGAGAGGAGAAGUAGCUCAGAAGCUGCCUUUUUCAGGACCUUUUCAUCAAUAAAACGAUUAAAAACCCUGAGAGUUUAUAAGAACACCCUGGCUAAACGGAUUCUAUUUGACUCUCGGAAACGAGCAACAGGGGUAGAAGUUAAGACUGGUUUUCUGAAAUACGCGUUGAACGCCAAACGAGAGGUCAUAGUCUCUGCAGGUGCCUUUCAGUCCCCUCAGCUCCUGAUGGUAUCAGGUAUUGGCCCGGUUGACGUUUUAGAAGAACAUGGAAUCAAAGUCAUCUCUAACCUUCCAGGGGUUGGCCAGAACAUGUGGGAUCAUCCUUUUUUUGGGCCAACAUAUCAGGUGGCUCUAGAAACAUAUACUAAAAUGGCUACGGACACUGUUUACCUCGCAAGACAGCUGUCCAAGUACGCAACUUUUCAUAAAGGACCACUGACAAACCCUGUCGCGGACUACUUAGCUUUUGAAAAGAUCCCCAAAGAUUUUCGGUCUGGAUUUUCUCCCCAGAUGGAGAAUGACCUUUCCUGGUUUCCUGGUGACUGGCCCGAGGUGGAGUAUCUCUCCGCGGCAGUUUAUGUGGGCAACUUCUCUAACCCUUUCGCCAUACAACCAAAAGGUGGUGGUCAGUACGCAACCAUCUUGGGAACUUUGGUUGCACCCACAUCUCGUGGAAAUGUCACAAUCACCUCGGCCGACACAGCGGAUCUUCCAGUUAUCAAUCCUAACUGGCUUUCUACUGAAACCGACCAGCAGGUGGCAAUAGCUACGUAUAAACGCAUCCGAGAUGCCUUUCACAGUGACUCGAUGGCACCUAUUAUUGUCGGUGAUGAAUACUUCCCGGGGUCUAAGUAUAAGACGGAUGUUGAGAUUCUCGAAGUAAUUCGAAAUAGCGUGAUGACAAUUUUUCACGCAGCUUGUACAUGCAAAAUGGGCAUUAGUAGUGACAAUAUGGCCGUGCUUGACAGCAAGGCCCGAGUAUUUGGCGUUGGCAAACUGAGGGUCGUGGAUGCCAGUGCAUUCCCGAUUCUGACCCCUGGGCACCCUCAAUCAACAGUUUAUAUGCUUGCAGAGAAAAUUGCCUCGAAUAUAGUCAAUAAUUCUGACUGAGUUCUGUUGAGUCGUAUUCAUGCGAUAUGCUUUGCAAAAAAACUUGAUAUGGAUUUAAUAUGCAUAAGAUACGAGAAAUGAGUAUAUAUACAAGUCCAUAGAGAAGCCAAAAAGCCUAACUCAAAAUUAAGUACCAUUUGAAGAAUCAACAAGACCUCCUGUUUGUUCGUAAAAAAUCAGUUCCCAUCGUCAGUGCAGUAAGAAUAUCGUUCAUUAACCAUGUCAAACCAAUCACAGAGCUGCACG
Messenger RNA from Aspergillus wentii DTO 134E9, 2115 nucleotides. RefSeq names its product GMC family oxidoreductase. The coding region runs from base 1 to 1869 and encodes 622 amino acids. Gene Ontology annotation, biological process: secondary metabolite biosynthetic process. The record is from RefSeq and is a predicted model, not a curated record. Gene Ontology annotation, molecular function: flavin adenine dinucleotide binding; oxidoreductase activity, acting on CH-OH group of donors. Lineage: Eukaryota; Fungi; Ascomycota; Eurotiomycetes; Eurotiales; Aspergillaceae. The transcript is spliced from 5 exons.